AUGCAGACAGCGAAGAAAAUGCCAAUAAAGUGGAUGGCACCAGAGAGCAUUACCACUUUUAUGUUUUCGCAAAAAAGUGAUGUAUACAGCUACGGAGUUAGUUAUAGUAAUUUGAACAUGCAUCCUAAAACAAAAAUCGCGAUUAAGAUCUUAGUCUACGAGAUAUUUGCUGGGCUUGAACCAUACGAAGGUAUCUCAAACUCUGUCACAAAAAAGAUGAUACUGGAGGGAAAACUCAACGAUUUUCCUGAAGGCGCUCCUGCGAAAUUAGUCGAGUAUGUCAAGACCAAGAUGUGGCACCGUAAUCCAGAUGAAAGACAUGACAUGGGGCAGCUAAAGGGCUGA
This is a messenger RNA of Cylicostephanus goldi, 345 nucleotides long. NCBI's taxonomy places the organism in Eukaryota, Metazoa, Nematoda, Chromadorea, Rhabditida, Strongylidae. The record is from the annotation of a GenBank genome assembly.